ACGCACACGCGCGGGGCACAGCAGUGGUACAUUCCGGCACGGGUGCUGCUGCUGCUCAGUCAGCCACAGGGCGCUCGGCCAGCGAGUGUGAGCACACGGGCAAAUGCCUCGCGGUUGCGUGCGCGCGUGCGGCCGUGGUGGUGGUGGUCGUGGUGGUGGUGGCCGUACAGCAGGGAGGACAUCUCUCUUCGCAGGGAGGAGAAGCAUAUAAUUGAUAAUUGCUGCAAACCGAAGGAUAGGGACGCACACCAUUGCGCCCUUCUCCGCCAAUUCCCCCAUCUCACAGAAACACUUCAGCGGCUCUGGAAAAUCCAAACAACUCCUCGUGAGGCGGCCGCGGUCACUGGAGAUGAGAGGAAACUCAAAAAAAGAGGGCACCGCAGUUCCCUGCAUAGGUUUCUCGACGUGGGCACCACGCACAGAGAGGUCGACCGCAGGCAGCCCGGGGUCAUGGCGAGCCCGCCGUGCCCAUCUGCUGCUGGCCUGGGCGAGGACCUAAAGCAGAUCGAGAGAGUGAAGGAGUCCAUCGCGGACAUCAUCGGGCAGCUGGGUGAGGGCGACGACGCGGGCGGCCUCUCCUUCGCGCCCUUCCUCGACCUGGACACGCAAAUCACGGUCGUCCCGGCCUCCAAGAGCCUCGGCUCUUCGCUGGACGAGCUGCGGUCCUCGCCCUCCUCCUCGGCCUCGUCCUCCACCUCCUCCUCGAUGUCCGCCCUGGAAUCGCCGUCCGAGUGCCGGCCCAAGUCGUCCGAGUCCCAGACCGAGCUCCUGGAGUCCCACCCGCAGGACCCCGCGCGCCACGGCGUCAAGGAGGACGGCGCCCCCUCCAAGCGUUCGUCGAUGGCCGGGUCGAGCAGCAGCGGCAGGGGAACGUCGGCGGACAGAUCGGGCCUGCGCUCCAACGGCUCGCUGCCCACCGCGGGGAAUGGGCCGGGCCGCACGGUGGGCCAGGGCGGCCACCAGGUUACCGUGUUGCCGCUGAAAAGCUUCGCGGACCAGCGGCCGGGGCGCGUCGCCUGCACGGCCGAGCCGGAAACGGAGAGCGACCUGUCGCCAUCCCCGCUGCACGCGCGGCGGGAGGGCGUCCCCGGGAGCCCGGAGACACGGCCCCUCCUGCGCCCGUCGUCCUCUUCCGACGGCGAGACGCUCGUCGCGGGCCUCUCGGGGCGGCCGUCGUCUCGCGUCAGCCUGGCGUGCGAAGACGGCGGCGCCGCGUGCCUGGAAGCGGCCGAAGCCCCGUCGGCGUGUGACGGAGCCGCAGGGAAGCCCGCGGGAGCGGGAUGUGGAGGGUGCAGUGGUGGCGGUGGCAGCGGAGGAGGAGGAGGAUCGCGCUGCGGCCGCCGUAAGCGGAGCGGCUGCUGCUGCUGCCGCUGCUGCGGACACUCGGCGGUGAGGGCGCAGGCGAAGGCCGUGGUGUCGGUGCUCCUGGCCGUGCUCACUGCCCCCGCUGCCCUCUUUGCCGCCUACGAGUACCUGCCCUACGAGGCGCCCGUGUGCCCGGACCUGGCCAGCCGCAUGGUGUACGCGCUGCGCUGUGGCCUCUUCAUGCUCUUCCCAACAGUGUUCGGUGUGCUGGCGCAGGGCGUGGUGCGGCUGUGCGCCUGCUCGGGAGGUUCGCCGGGACGUCGCGCCGAGCGUGAGCGCAGCGUGAACACGUGGGGACGCCACGCCGCCGGCUCCACCGAGCAGCUGCUCCUCUACCUGCUCAACCUGCUGGCGCUCGCCUCCUACCUGCAGCAGGCCGACCUCAAGGUGCUGCCCAGCCUCGCCGCUCUCUUCGCCAUCGGGAGACUGGUGUACCUGCUGAGCUGCGUCCUGUGCCCUGGAUGUCGGGGUUUCGGGUUCAGCCUCGUCUUCAUUCCGGCGCUCGCCAUGCUCUCCUACAACCUUUACUGCCUCUUCACGCUGGGCCUUGACCGCCUCUUCCUGCAGUCCUCGGACCUCGCGCCCACGGCCCCAUCGCCGCCACGGCUCCGCUUCUGGGGCUGACGAGCGCCGAUCGGCCGAGGCAAAUGCAGUUCAGGAGUCGACACACGUGCGCACACACAUGAUACCAGACACAGCAGCGUGACACGAAUUUAACGUCGCCCACCAAACCCAGCACCAUGGUGUCAGGACCUGUAUUAACACAUGGGCUGUACCUCACUUGAGCAGCAAGUGGGUUAGUACAUCUCCUGGUGGUGAUGUCAUCCGUACCGUAGUAUCUUAAUACAACAUUGCUUCAUUAAACCAGCAGUUCAGAUAGAAGGGCUGGCAGAUUAAGAAGUAAAUUAUGUAUUCGAGAUGAAGCCCAACUUCAACAGAUGUGGCACCAACACUAGCUGUAUCGAUAAAAUGUUCAGUCGGUCUGUAGUCUCGGGCAGAGUAUAACAAAUGGUGCUAAAAUGUUUAAUAUAGUGCAGAUCUAGACAGAGGAGGGGAAUGAAUUGGCAGAAUGAUAUACACAGCAGCCAUACAGUGGUUGUUAAAGUCAAAGCAGUUGGCUGAUAAUCAUCAAUAAUAAUUCAGCACGUUGGUGUUCGUGCCAUUCUUAAAGGGCAAGGCAAUCACGAAGACGCUGUGUAAUCCCAAUUCAGUAAUUUUUACAAAUGUUGCUGGUUUGGACAACACUAACAUAAAAAUUGCAUACUCAUUUCGAAUGACAUGCCAUUUUUUUUAUAUCCACGGUGAAGCAGAUGGUACCUUUUAAUACGGUUAAAACACCUCCUGUGCCACAUUUGAACCGUGCAACUCUGCAGAGUGGCGAAUUUACUAUACCACAAGGCCCUGCCAAUGCCCCAAGGCCGUGACCGUGCCCGUUUGCUGGUAGCGCCCAUAUAGGAUGGGGCAAAUGGAAAGUUAAUUCAAUCAAACAAUUCUGAGAGAUUAGGUAAGUGUACAGCAACGGGAGUUGCCCCUUUAAUAAAUGGCUGGGUAUAGGCAUGUACGGUCUCUUAUCAGGGCUUGAUUUCAGCCGGAGCUGUCUGGGGCAAAGCUCUGGGAAAUGUCUCCAGUUCGGAGUUAGGGUUCCGGAAUAUAUAUUUUAAAAUAAGCCCUGGUAUCUUACUUUAAUGUUACACAGAGAAUGGCCUCCGAUGCAUCGUCUUCUGCAAGCGGUAGCCAAUUUAAUCUUGGCCAAUCACUUGCCGGGCUUUCCAUAGCUACAUUAACCUGCUGAAUACAUUGCACAUGCCUCACCUAUCAAUUGAUGCAUGUUAAUUGACAAUAUCUAACAUACAAAAUAGAAGCCGGGGUUGCAACGUGUAGGGUUGAGAACCAAGUGGUAUAGAAGAUCGACAGCAUUCAGCCUUUGCUUUUGCAGCAGUUCCCUUGUUCGAGAUACAUUUGCCUUUUACAGCAGUGCACGCACACACACACAGCGAUUAUCAGUAACCCACCAAGGUGCUCACGGUCUUUAUAGUCAAGUCAAAUCUGUACUCGCCGUACAUCGUACCGUAACACCUAGGUUCAACGUCGACGUGUGCUGUCGUGUGUAAGUGUGGGUAGAUAGUUGCAUGGAGACUCGCGCUGGGUUCUAGCAUGAAGAACAUCCGUUAGCCCGUCAUGCCCAAUGAAACACAAUUCCCAGUCCUGCGACUCAACUCGAACCGCCGCGUCGUGUUGCUUUCAU
This is a messenger RNA of Lethenteron reissneri (Far Eastern brook lamprey), 3610 nucleotides long. RefSeq names its product transmembrane protein 79-like. NCBI's taxonomy places the organism in Eukaryota, Metazoa, Chordata, Hyperoartia, Petromyzontiformes, Petromyzontidae. Gene Ontology annotation, biological process: regulated exocytosis. Gene Ontology annotation, cellular component: trans-Golgi network membrane; lysosomal membrane. The record is from RefSeq and is a predicted model, not a curated record.